UCUUUGCAUCCAAUUUCGAUUGCAAUCUCCCUAAUUGUUCUAGAAAUCGGUUCAAUUUCAAGUUGGGAAACAAACCCUAGCGAACCUCCAUUGAUGUGAUCUCAACUCUCUUGAAAAUUCUCGUAAAAAUCUGGUCUUUUCUGGAGGGAAAUGCCAGGGGUAGCUGUGAAGCUGUAUAGCGUCUUCUUUAAGUUACUUUUGAAACAUCGUCUCCAGAAUCUGAUUUCAAUUUCAGCAGCUGAUGGGUUAUCUGAUUCGUUCGGUGUUUCGACCCGAUCCGAUGAAUCCGUCGCCGCCGCGAAUCCGUCUUUCACCGACGGUGUUGCGACCAAAGAUAUUCACAUUGAUCCAAUGACGUCACUCACCGUAAGGAUCUUUCUUCCUGAAUCUGCUCUUUCUCCACCUGAACCAGAUUCGUUACGUCAUAAGGAUAAUUUUCACCACCAAACCAGAUCUGAUCGGAGACAUAGCUAUGGCCCUAAUCAUAACUCUCCGGCACCGGCGGAGAGGAAUGAAUCUCGAAGGAACAGCUAUGGUUGCAACAACGAGAAUCUAGAACCGUACGGAGGAUAUGCGCCAUCUGCGAAGAGGAAUUCUCGAAAACUACCAGUGAUGUUGCAGUUUCACGGUGGUGGUUGGGUUAGUGGAAGUUCUGAUUCGGCGGCUAAUGACUUCUUUUGCCGGAGAAUUGCUAAAGUAUGUGAUGUGAUUGUAUUGGCCGUUGGUUAUAGGCUUGCGCCUGAGAAUCGGUAUCCUGCGGCGUUUGAGGAUGGAGUCAAAGUGCUGAAUUGGCUUGGGAAGCAGGCUAAUCUAGCUGAAUGUUGUAAGUCUUUGGGUAAUCGACGCGUCAAUGGCGUUGAGGUUAAGAAGUUGAAUGUUCAAGGACAGAUUGUGGAUGCUUUUGGAGCUUCCAUGGUUGAGCCUUGGUUGGCAGCUCACGCCGAUCCUUCCAGAUGUGUUCUUCUCGGGGUGAGCUGUGGUGGGAACAUAGCAGACUAUGUAGCUCGGAAAGCAGUGGAAGCUGGGAAACUUCUAGAACCGGUGAAAGUUGUUGCACAGGUUCUAAUGUACCCGUUUUUCAUUGGUAACAACCCAACACAGUCCGAAAUAAAGCUGGCAAACUCUUACUUCUACGAUAAGCCUGUCUCUGUUCUAGCCUGGAAACUCUUCUUACCAGAGAAAGAGUUUGACUUUGACCACCCGGCAGCAAACCCACUUGCUCAUAACCGCAGUGGACCACCUCUGAAGCUAAUGCCUCCAACACUUACAGUAGUAGCUGAGCAUGACUGGAUGAGAGACCGAGCCAUUGCUUAUUCAGAAGAGCUUAGAAAGGUAAAUGUAGAUUCUCCAGUUUUAGAAUACAAAGACGCAGUUCAUGAGUUUGCAACACUUGAUAUGCUUCUCAAGACUCCUCAGGCACAGGCCUGCGCCGAAGAUAUUGCUAUUUGGGUCAAGAAGUACAUUUCAAUCCGCGGCCAUGAAUUCUCUUACUGAAAAUUUUACCCUGUUAUUAUUAUUCAUUUUCUUCCUAUUUUUGUGUGAUAGCAAGAUUUUCUGGGUAGGUUUUAGAGACAAUCCAAGAUGGAGUCUUUUGCAAAGUUAUCAAAUUUAUUUUUUGGGGUUAAUUAUGUAUUCAUAUGUACGUAUUCUGAAUAAACCAUUUUGGUUCGA
Molecule: messenger RNA, 1671 nt
Organism: Arabidopsis arenosa
Lineage: Eukaryota; Viridiplantae; Streptophyta; Magnoliopsida; Brassicales; Brassicaceae
Source: the annotation of a GenBank genome assembly